Molecule: messenger RNA, 1219 nt
Organism: Arachis ipaensis
Lineage: Eukaryota; Viridiplantae; Streptophyta; Magnoliopsida; Fabales; Fabaceae
Source: RefSeq, a predicted model, not a curated record
UUGGAAGCUUCUUUAUCGGCACACCCCUCUACAGGUUUCAAAAGCCAGGGGGAAGCCCUCUUACAAGAAUGUGCCAGGUUGUGGUAGCAUCAUUCCAGAAAAGGAAUUUGGCUGUCCCCGAGGAUAGUAGUCUGCUGUAUGAGACACCUGAGAAGACCUCUGCAAUUGAAGGAAGUCGGAAGCUGGGGCAUAGUGAUGAACUGAGGUGGAAGAACUGAAAAUCUUGAUCCGCAUGUUCCCAGUUUGGGCUACUGGAAUCAUUUUUGCAGCCGUUUAUGCCCAGAUGUCAACAUUGUUUGUGGAACAAGGAACAAUGAUGGACACCACUAUUGGCUCCUUCAGCAUUCCUCCAGCUUCCCUCUCAACUUUUGACGUCAUUAGCGUCAUUUUCUGGGUCCCAGUCUAUGACAGGGUAAUCGUUCCCAUUGCAAGGAAAUUUACAGGCAAGGAAAGGGGCUUUACAGAGUUGCAAAGAAUGGGAAUUGGCCUUUUCAUUUCAAUCCUGUGCAUGUCAGCAGCAGCCGUGGUGGAGAUUGUGCGUCUGCAGCUUGCAAAAGAGCUUGACCUUGUUGAUAAACCUGUUGCUGUACCCCUCAGUAUAUUCUGGCAAAUCCCUCAGUAUUUCUUGUUGGGUGCAGCUGAGGUAUUCACCUUUGUAGGGCAGCUUGAGUUCUUCUAUGAUCAAUCUCCGGAUGCCAUGCGCAGUUUAUGCAGCGCACUCUCACUCUUGACUACUUCAUUAGGAAAUUAUUUGAGCUCCUUCAUUCUUACUGUAGUCACUUACUUAACUACGCAAGGCGGAAAGCCCGGUUGGAUUCCAAAUAACUUGAAUGAAGGUCAUCUUGAUAACUUCUUCUGGCUCUUAGCUGGACUUAGCUUGUUAAACAUGUUAGUGUACAUAGUUGCGGCCAAAAGGUACAAGCAGAAGAAGGCUACUUAAAGAUUUCCCAGACAUUUCAUCUGGAGUUGGAGCAUCUUCUGAUGUUUGUUUCUGUCACUGCUGUGGUUGUUUUUUAUGUACACUUCUUAGUUCUUCCACUAAUAGCUGGAAGCUUGUAUGCCUAGUAGGGCAAACAUUGCUUACUAGUUACUACAAUGCUUAGGUGAAAUUGUAUUCAGUUGAUGUCAACUUCCUCUGCAUGUUAAAGCUGUGUAAUAUAGUGAAGGUGGUUCAACCUUUUUAGUGUUUCAUCAAUCUGCCAUUUGCAGUGUUUGGCUA